AGACCUUUUCCCUCGCGGUUUGGAGAGGUCCGUUCUGCCGACCCUGGACGGGGAGAUUCAGGACGCUGCCGGCGGCUCUCGAGUGUCGGUCUCACGACCUGUCCCGGCGUUAUGGGUGUGAUAGGUAUACAGUUGGUUGUUACCAUGGUGAUGGCCAGUGUCAUGCAGAAGAUAAUACCUCACUAUUCUCUUGCUCGCUGGCUACUCUGUAAUGGCAGUUUGCUUGGCUCCUCUUUGCACAGAGGAGCAAUGGUUCAGUGUUUCGCGGCGACUUAAUAGACCAUAACUACCGCGAAUAACGAGAAUCAACUUUUGAGGUGGUAUCAACAUCCUUCAGAAGAAGAAUUGAGAAUCCUUGCAGGGAAGCAGCAGAAAGGAAGAAGUAAAAAAGACAGAAAAUACAAUGGUCAUAUUGAAAAUAAGCCACUAACCAUUCCAAAAGAUAUUGACCUUCAUCUAGAAACCAAGUCCGUUACAGAAGUGGAUACUCUAGCAUUGCAUUACUUUCCAGAAUAUCAGUGGCUGGUUGACUUCACAGUGGCUGCUACCAUUGUGUAUUUGGUAACUGAAGUCUACUACAGUUUCAUGAAACCGACACAGGAAAUGAAUAUCAGCUUAGUCUGGUGCCUCCUGGUCUUGUCUUUUGCAAUCAAAGUUCUAUUUUCAUUAACUACACACUAUUUUAAAGUAGAAGACGGUGGUGAAAGGUCAGUUUGUGUCACCUUUGGAUUUUUUUUCUUCGUUAAAGCAAUGGCAGUUUUGAUCGUAACAGAGAAUUACCUGGAAUUCGGGCUUGAAACAGGGUUUACAAAUUUUUCAGACAGUGCGAUGCAGUUUCUUGAAAAGCAGGGUUUAGAAUCUCAGGGUCCUGUUUCAAAACUUACUUUCAAAUUUUUCCUGGCUAUUUUCUGUUCACUGAUUGGGGCUUUUUUGACAUUUCCUGGAUUACGACUGGCUCAAAUGCAUCUGGAUGCCCUGAAUUUGGCAACAGAAAAAAUUACACAAACAUUACUGCAUAUCAACUUCUUGGCACCUUUAUUUAUGGUUCUGCUCUGGGUUAAACCAAUCACCAAAGACUACAUCAUGAACCCACCGCUGGGAAAAGAAAGUGUCCCUUUAAUGACAGAAGCCACAUUUGAUACUCUGCGACUCUGGUUAAUAAUCCUGCUAUGUGCUUUGCGGUUGGCCAUGAUGCGAAGUCACUUGCAAGCAUAUUUAAACUUGGCCCAGAAAUGCGUGGAUCAAAUGAAGAAAGAAGCAGGCCGCAUAAGUACAGUUGAGCUACAGAAAAUGGUGGCUCGAGUCUUUUACUACCUUUGUGUCAUUGCCCUGCAGUAUGUGGCACCUCUGGUGAUGCUGCUUCACACGACUCUGCUUUUGAAAACACUAGGUAAUCAUUCCUGGGGGAUCUAUUCAGAAGCUGUCUCUGUCUCCCCAGUGGAUAACCUUCCUCCCAACUCCAUCUACUCUGAACUGCCGUCAGCUGAUGGGAAGAUGAAGGUGACUGUCACACAGAUCACGGUGGCACUGAGCAGCUUAAAAACCAUCUUCACCCCUCUCCUUUUUCGAGGACUUCUGUCUUUUUUGACAUGGUGGAUUGCUGCUUGCCUCUUUUCUACAAGCCUUUUUGGGCUUUUCUAUCAUCAAUAUCUGACAGUGGCAUGAAUUUCAAUCAAAAAUGGAUAUCCAAGUCACACUUUAAAUUCAAGUAUUUAUGCCCUUGAAGGGUUGACAAAAGAAGAAUACAAAUAGAAAGGAGAAAGAAAUUCUUGGAGUGUCUUGUUUGGAAUGCUCCCUCUGUACUCUCAGGGUGAAUCCUUGUUGUAAUAUUUAAAAUCCCAGGAUAGGUUGUUACACUGUUACACUGUGCCAUUGGAAUCGUAACUCACUGUAGUAACUAAUGGGAGAGGGCUAUUUGCAGGGGUGAUCCUUCUGAUUACCUUGGUUUACAGUGCGAAUCUCCAGCUAGGACUCCAGUUACUGGUUACUCUUCAUGGUGUUGUGGUACUGUUAUUGCUCUAGUUGCUGCCUAUAGAACAAUCUUCAAACUGAGCCAUGCUCUAUGGGAGGGAAAGGAACUAAAAUCACUUCUGUUGGUAAUGCAUUAGUCGUCAGACAAACAAAAUCCAACAGAAAGAAAGAGAAAGCUACUGUAUAUUACAGUAAGAAAAGCUGCAUAGUCAUUUUAAAUUGAAUGGAGAUAUAAAUAUCUAAUGUCUACAAGUACUGCUACUUGAAAGUAGCAAGAGUAUUGUUUUAAAGUGUAUGCCACCCAGGUUGAAAGUUUCGUUCAAAUGAUUAACCAUUUGAACAUUUGCAGUCCUUCUGUUAGUGUUGGGCCUGCUGUAUUUUAUUUCUGUGAUUCUACAUAGUUAAGUUUAAUCUAAAUAUAUUUAUCAAUACUGAUCAAAUUUUAAAAAUUACUUUGUAAUCCUGCUGACUAUGUGUAUGUAUUGUUUAUAUUAUAUAUUAAAUAUAUAAUAUAUGGAGGCUAUAAAAGAUGAAAAUAUUGAAUCCUUAUAAUAUUUUUAAGUUGCAGAAUGUUAAAAUGAUUUUAAUGAGAUGUAUUUGAAUCGAGAAAUUUUGUUUGGAAUGAGAUUAAAAUACGUUUUUUAAAGCUCUACAGAGUGUAAUUUAUUUGUUGUGUAUAUAUGUUUAGAUUAUGUGAUUUCGUCCAAAUUAAGUUUUUUUCUUUUUUUGCCUUUUUUAAACAUAAUUUCUUUUCUCAUACAGUAUGAUCUGAAUACAGUUUCCCUUCCCUAUGCUCCUCUCAGUUCCUCCCCACCUGCUCUCCAUCCAGAGCCACUCCCCUUCUGUCUCUCAUUAGAAAAGAACAGACUUCUGAGAAACAGCAACGAAACAUAACAAAAUAAAAUAUAAGAUAAAAUAAAAGCCACUGAAGUUGGACAGGCCAAGCAAACAGGAAAAUAAAGAGUACCAAGAGCAGCCCAGACUCAGAGGCCCACUCUUCAUACAUUCAAGAGCCCCAUACAGUGCUAAGCUGAAGCUGGUGUACAUGCAGGGGACCUGAUGCAGACCCGUGUCGGCCCUGGGCUGCUGCUUCAGUGUGUGCAUGCAUGUGUGCCUUCCUGAGGAAGGGGUUUGUUCUAGUAUCCUCUGUCGCCUUUGUCUCCUCAACCAACACCGUCUGUCUUUCCUGAGGAGUUCCCUGAGCUCGAAGGAGAGGGAUUUGAUGGAGACAUCUUGUUUUGAGCUAUGUGUUCCAAGGUGUGCCUCCCAUGACAUGCAGCUAUAGGUCUCUGUAUUUGUUCCCAUCCGCUGUAGGAGGAAGCCCCUGUGAUGAUUGCUGAAUAAAGCACUGAUGUCUAACAGCUGAUAUCCAGAUUUAAGCGAAUCAUACCAUAUUUCUCUUUCUGGGUCUGGAUUACCUCAGGAUUACUUUUUUUGUUGUUGUUUCAAAUUCCAUCCAUUUACCUGCAAAUUGCAUGAUGUCACUUUUUUUAAAAAGCCAAGUAACACUUCAUUGUAUAAAUGAACCAUGUUUUCUUUAUUCAUUCAUCUGUUGAUGGACAUCUAUGCUGUUUCCAGUUUCUGAGUUAGAGCAGCAAUACUAGAGCAAAUACAUCUCUGGUAGGAUAAAGCAUCCUUUGAGUAUAUAUGCUCAAGAAUGGUAUAGCUGGAUCUUGAGGUAGAUCAAUUCCCACAUUUUGAGGAAUCACCAUACUAAUUUCCAUGAUGGCCGUACAAGUUUGUACUCCCACCAGCAAUGGAAGAGUGACCACCUUGCUCCACAUCCUUGCCAGCAUGAGCUGUGGUGAUCUUAGCCAUUCUGACAGGUGUAAGAGGGAAUCUCUUAAGUAGUUUUGGUUUGCAUUAACCUGAUUUCUAAGGAUGUUAAACAUUCUUCAAGUAUUUCUCAGCCAUUUGAGUUUCCUGUAUUAAAAAUUCUGUGUAGAGCUUUACCUUAUUCGUUACUUGGUUUGUUUUUUGUGUUUUUUUUCUUUUGUUGUUGGUUUUUGUUUUUUUUUUUUUUUUGCUGUCUAGUUUCUUGAGUUCUUUGUGCAUUUUGAAUACUGAUCCUCUAUCACAUGUGGAGUUCGUGAAAAUAUUUUCCCGUUCUGUAGGCUGCCGCUUUGUCCUGCUGACUGUCCUUCGCCUUACACAAGCUUUUUCAGUUUCUAUUCGCUAAUUGUUGACCUUAGUGCUUGUGACAGUAGUGUUCUGUUCAGGAAGUUGUCUCCUCUGCCAACGAAUUCAAGGCUCUUCCUCCUCACUUUUUCUUCUACCAGGCGCAGUGUAUCUGGUUUUGAUUCGGUUGAUGAGUGUGUAUAUUUUUAUGCCAUUGCUGUGCUUUUUAUAAAUGUUACUAUAGCUUUGUAAUACAACUUGAGAUCAGGAAUGGUGAGACCUGGUACUAGGUCUUUUUGUUGUUGUUGUUCAAGACUUUCUGGUAUGCAGGGCUUUUUGUGCUUCUGUAUGGAGUUGAGAAUUAUUCUUUCAAGAUUUUUGACGAAUUGUGUUGAAAUUUUGAUGAGGAUUGUAUUGAAUAUGUAGAUUGCUUUUGGUAGAAUGGCCAGUUUUACAAUGUAAAUCCUACCAAUCCAUGAACAUGGGAGAUUUUUCAUCUUCUGAUAUCUUCUUCAGUUUCUUCGUACAAGUCUUUCAUUUGCUUCAUUAGAGUUACCAAGAUAGUUUAUAUUAUUAGGCUAUUUUAAAAGGUGUCAUUUCCUGAUUUCCUUCUCAGUCCAUUUGUCAUUUGUAUAUAGGAGGACUACCAAUUUUGGUGAGUUAAUCUUAUAUCCAUCCACAUCAUGCUAAAAGCUGAGGGAGUUCCUGGUGGAAUUUGUAGGGUCAUUUACUUUAUAUCAUAUGCAAAUAAACAUAUUUUGACUUCUUCCUUUCCAAUUUGUCUUAAUUCCUUUAGCCAGUACUUCAAGAAUAGAUAUGAAAAGAGUGGCAGGCCUUGUCUUGUUCUUGAUUUCAGUGGAAUUGCUUUGAGUUUCUCUUCAUUUAAUUUGAUGUUGGCUGGCUGCCGGCUUACUUUUAUUAUGUUUAGUUAUGUUCCUUGUAUUCCUAAUUGCUCUAAGACUUUUAUCAUGAAGGUAUUGGAUUUUGGUAAAGGCCUUUUCAGCAUCUAAUGAGAUUAUCGUGUGCUUUUUUUUUUUCAGUUUGUUCACAUGGGAGAUUAUGUUUAUUGAUGUUCAUACGUGGAACCAUCGCUGUACCACUGUAAUAAAGUCUUCAUGAUCAUGACCUGGAACUCAGAUCCACCUGCCGCUGCCUCUGAAGUGUUAUAAUUAAGGUUAUAUGCCACUAUGCCUGCCUACCAAAUGAUAUUUUUGCAUCCGCCAAUUAGACCAGUAUAGUUCUUUGUAACGCUUACAUUAGACUCUGAUCAUCAGAAUAUGUUUCAAAGGCCAAGUAUUUUAUUUUAAUCUAUUUGACACAAUAAAUGGGAAACUUUAUAACACUUCCUUGUACAAUUUGUAGAAUUCAAGAUGGGCAGUAAUGGCACACACCUUUAAUCCCAGCACUCCUGAGGCAGAGGUAGGUGGAUGUCCGUGAGUUCAAGGUCAGUCUGAUCUAUAGAGCAAGUUCCAGGAUGGGCACCAAAAUUACAGAGAAAUCCUAUCUCGAAAAACAAAACAAUAAAAACACGCCACAAUUUGUAGAAUUCAUUUCACAAUUUGUAGAAUUCAUUUGACAGUUUUGGUCCUGUUUCCUCUUCUUCCCACAUUUCUGAAAUGAAAAGCAUUUAACUUUAUUGUAAUAUUUGUAUGUAUUUUUAUUAUCUUUUCUUCAAAUCCCAGUUGUGCUUGGAGUGACCAAUGCAUGAAAGC
Chionomys nivalis (European snow vole) is the source of this 5801-nucleotide messenger RNA. RefSeq names its product transmembrane protein 161B (gene Tmem161b). The coding region runs from base 586 to 1665 and encodes 359 amino acids. Lineage: Eukaryota; Metazoa; Chordata; Mammalia; Rodentia; Cricetidae. The transcript is spliced from 14 exons. The record is from RefSeq and is a predicted model, not a curated record.